AUUUCUAUAAGCUCAUUCUUUGAUCACGUUUAAAAAGAGGACUUGUCGCUUAACGCGUCCAAAAUGGCGGUUCAGAUAGAUUUUAAACCUAAUCGUGAUCUUUUAGAUCCAAAAUUUGAAAGUUACAGAUUGUCUUUGGAUCCAUUGCCAGUGCUUAAACAGCAGUUAAGCGGGGGUGUAGAAAGUGUUGACUUAGGAGAUGAUCAGUAUGGAUACUUGCAUGUCCGAAUGGCGGGUAUUGUUAAUCACCUGUUUCAAGAUUCUUGGGCUCCAGAGUGUGUAUUUUUUGCAAGUGAAGCACAUCAUGUAUUUUGGGUGAAGCUUUCACAGGAUGGAAAACUUACCAAACCACGAAUUGUUUGGCAACUACCAUCAGAUUCUAGUAGACCAAAUGCAAAUACAACUAUAAGCUUUCCUUGUGCAGACUGGACAGUAGUCAGUGAUGGAGCAGGAGGAAUAUAUCUUCUCAGCACUCCUAGCCGCACAGAAGGUGAACCCUGGCAGUUGUGUCAUACUUACCACGUAGAGAGCUGCUAUCCACCUUGCCACCUGCUUCAUAGUGUACACUAUAAUUUUCCUUCUAGUCACCAAGUAGAGUGUUUACUAGCACAUAUUUCUAGACCUCAAGAUGUGGAAGGAAACUUGAAGCUUUCAGAAACAACCAUGCAUUUUGUUUGUGUGUUAGAGUGGAUAUCAUUUUCUUCAGCAGUUGGAAGUGAAACUGUUUCGUGGAAUAUUAAACGUCAACGUCGUUUAGUGGGAGGUUCUUUUCCAAAUUAUGCUGCCAUUGAUCCAGCUGGUGGUGCUUUGUGCUUAGCUUCAGAAAGGGAAUUUAGUUUCAUCUAUGAUUCUCAGAAACAGAAUGACAAGGAUGAAGUGGAAAAAGUUGGAGAUCUGAAACCAUCUACACCCCCUCUUUACACGUACAUUCAGUCCUUAGAAGACAUUACUGUAGUAUUUAAGAUACCAGAAACCAUCACCAAGGGUGAUAUCGAAGUUGAUUUUCAUCUUUCUAGCAUGGAGGUCAAAAUUAGAGGAAAAGUAGUUUUACAAGGGUUACUGUGGAAUAAUAUUGAUGUUGAAGCAAGUACUUGGACUGUUGAAGAAACAAAAUUGGAAGUUAUUCUAACAAAAAAGGAAACAGGCUUGGUUUGGCAAGAAUUAGUCAAAGGAGAUAGUCGUGGUGAAGAAGUGUUGGAUCCGGCAUUAGUGGAAGAAAUUCAUAACCGUCUUGCUCAUCUAACAUCUGAAAAUGAGCUGAUUGAUGGUUCUGCUAAACCAGCGUACAAUCCUCAUCAGCUGGAAGAAUGUGAUGUUUCCUCAGAGUUUUUUAUGUUCUUGAGAUUAGAGGGAGACAGCCACCAUGUGACUCAUCAGAGCAAUAUUGGAGGUCAUCAGUGGCUUUUCCAGUCUAUGGUUUCACCAGAGAAGUUACCAACAUUAUGUUUACGUCAUGAUGUUGAUGGGCUUUUAUGGCAACCAAAAAAUGUACUAAGUGAAGAUGAACCAGAACAGUUCCGUGUUGAGCACAUAGCUACUUUCCCGGCUCUUGGUUUUGUGCAAGCUUCCAAACAAGAUCGGAAAUACAUAGUUGGAAGCCCCGACUUUUCUUAUGCAGUUCUUAGUGAUAACACUCGCCAUAUCUAUAUUUACAGACAACCAGAAUCUUUGAAUGCUGCUAUAGAACUAAGGAAUCGUAAAACAGGUCAGGAGGUAUCUAGCAUUGCGAAGCAGCAUGUUGUGAACUUGGAACAAUGUGAUGCAAUUUUGGGCUUACAAGCUUGUAAACAUUGCAUUUUUGUUUUAAGCAAAUAUGUCCUUUUUGCUAUUAAAAUAAAUGAAAGUUGAAAAACAAGCCUGUAUAACCAUUUGCGAAGUAAUAAAAGUGGAUUUUGAAAAAGAAAA
Molecule: messenger RNA, 1905 nt
Organism: Limulus polyphemus (Atlantic horseshoe crab)
Lineage: Eukaryota; Metazoa; Arthropoda; Merostomata; Xiphosura; Limulidae
Product: nudC domain-containing protein 1-like
Exons: 9
Coding region: 64-1848 (594 amino acids)
Source: RefSeq, a predicted model, not a curated record